GAAGCUCAGCGUCGCCAUCGCCUUGAUCGGCCACUCCCAGAUGCUGUUCAUGGACGAGCCCACGGCAGCUGUGGACGCGGGGGCUAAGCGCCACCUGUGGAAGGUGAUCAACAAGCGUGCUUCGGACCAGACGGUGGUUCUGACGACCCAUUCCAUGGAAGAGGCCGAGGCCCUCAGCAGCCGCAUGGCCAUUCAG
Molecule: messenger RNA, 196 nt
Organism: Symbiodinium necroappetens
Lineage: Eukaryota; Dinophyceae; Suessiales; Symbiodiniaceae
Source: the annotation of a GenBank genome assembly